Messenger RNA from Oncorhynchus tshawytscha (Chinook salmon), 2891 nucleotides. It is a transcript of the gene ccdc172, whose product is annotated as coiled-coil domain containing 172. The transcript has 8 exons. NCBI's taxonomy places the organism in Eukaryota, Metazoa, Chordata, Actinopteri, Salmoniformes, Salmonidae. Bases 437 to 1078 code for a protein of 213 amino acids. The record is from RefSeq and is a predicted model, not a curated record. Gene Ontology annotation, cellular component: cytoplasm.
AUUUCUGUGGGUUUAAGAAACACAUCCGCUUGGGUGAGGAUCAUUUGAAAUGUUACACGAUAUUAGAAGGUUUUCUGGUAAAAGUAAACUGACCUCUCAUGCCUACAAAUAGGCUCGCGCAUAGGACUACAUGCGCGCUAUAGAACACGUGCACAUUUGUUGGCGGGAAUUCGACUGGAAUCUCAACACACUUGUAUGUUUUACUGCUGUCCUGGUGUCAUAUUUAAUAAACAAUUAAAAAGUUAAUACAGCUAGAUAGCAUAUUUAUCCGAUAAAGAUAUGAGUUUGGAUACUCUGUUUCAACAAAUUCUACUAACCGAACAGCAAAUAUCGGAGAAAACGCGACAAUCUCAAGAGGUCAAGGCUGCUAUUGCAAGAUGUCAAGACAGGGUCAAGACAUUGACAGCAAAAUCAGAAUGUCUCUCCAAGGAACUUGAUGAACAGUGUGUCCUUCCAGGCUCAGCAUCUAUCAGAGACAAAGCUGCAGUAUGACCUAAUGAAAAAGCAUCAAGUACAAGUUGAAAAGCAGGCAGGGGAGCUUCUGAGACAGCAGAGGGAUCUCAGGAAACACUUGGAGAAAAUAAAGAAGUCGUCGAAGGAGGAACAGGAGAAUUUCAUGAAUGAAAUCAUGACUUUCAACAGCGACUUUAGCCUUUUGAAUAACAGGGAGACUGUGUUUGAGAGCCAAACCCAAUCUGAGAUACGUAACUUGGGGGAGGAGGUUAGCUCUUUAAACAAAGAGAUGGAUUCCAUGGGCCGGACGAAUACUCAGAUGAAGUCUAUGCAAGAAGAAAAGAGAGGUCUCCAUUUGGAGCUACAAGGACUGGAACAUAUUAUGAAAGACCUGGAGAGCCAGCUGAGUGAGGCUAAAUCAAUGACCGAGUCCUUAAGUGCAGAGAGUCUGAUGGUCACCCAGAAGCCCCUCACAGACAGCACUUGCUUAAGACUUAAAAAGGAGCUGGAGAUGCACAAAGAAGGAGAGCUGGAGCUGCUGAGAGAAGCCCUUAGCUCUGAAAUCCUGUUCCUGCAAUCGAAACUGUCUCAGAAGACUCCCCAAUACUCAAGGAAAUUCACAUAGUGUCCAAAUUCCAGAGGUAUGUUAGAGGUUAGGAGAGAGAUUGAUUAUACCAGCAGUCUUAAAAACUGUGUAUUUUACUAAGUACUUAUUUUGUGUUACUUUACUGUCAGCUCAUUGAAGGUCUUGGCUUUACCCACCGAACAUAUCGUUACCAAAACAUGAUAAGAUUUUAGCCAUAGAACUAGGGUGUUGAGACGGGAUGAUAUGGUUAUAGUGAUCAAGAGAACAAGAGCAAAUCCCAUGCAUUUGUUUAAAACGUAUAUUACAGUUUUUUACAAUCGCUUACACACUAUAAGUGGUACGUGAGGCAUACUCAGUGAAACCAUUACCUCAUGUACCUAAUCUUCAGACCAAGUCUGCAAAACUGCAAGCAUAUUAUCUGCUUUACACUCAGUUUGCAAUUGUAAAACUAAACACAGUUCUCUACAUUAGACACAUCAUUCAAAACUAACAGGUCUUGUGUUUCAUUUGGAAAACACUGCCAUUCCAAAUACCACACUCAUUUACCGAUUACCUACACCCAGUGCUCACGUGUGAAAACACAUAGCUAAUUUCUUCACUUAGAAAUCAGAGCUUGAGCACUAUAAAUAGGCUUCAUGUUGGCUUUCUUGGUUUGGACAACAAUGGAGGCCAAUUUUAGAGGAAGAGGAGUGAGAGUAAGAGGGGGACGAGGACGACGAAAAGGAAAAGCCUUUUGUUUACCUUCUACUGUAUUUGUUUUGUCUGUUACUGUUCAUCCUGUAAUCUUGAUGAAAAUACAAUGUUUUGAGAAAGAAAUACAUUUUAAUUUCCCCCCCUUGCAUUUCUGUUUAUAGUGUAAAUAUAUACUGAAUAUGCAUACAUAAUGUAUAUAUUUGUGCACACAUACGUGUGAGUGCUAUGACAAACUGCCGUGGACCCCACUGCACACGGAACAUGCAAAAGACACAAGAUUGUAGUGUUUUAUAUUUGUCACAUCCGUGUAUAGUUGGCGUGUACAAGAGCUAAUCAUUUGCUGGUUUGUGUGUAGAGUUUUAUUGGAAAAACACAAUUUUGAGAAGAGUUAAAAUAAUUUUGAAUGAAGUAUUUGGUUUUGCAAGAGAUGUGUGACGUUUUGCAUGUUGUGUGUGUGUUUUGGGGUUUUGUGUGUAGAGUCUAGAGAAAAGGAGCCAUAGUUUCAGAAAUCAUGUGUAAGCAAUUGUCAAAAACUGUAAUUCUUUACCCCUGAAAACUGCCCUCUAGUGGAAAUUAUCGAAGUUGCAGUAUCACAUUGUACUGCAAAAUCUGACUGAACCAGGUUGACAAUAAAAUAUGUAUAUAUGGACUAUGAAAAGAAUACGAAAGAAAUAACAUAGCAGGUAGAAUCAGAGAACAGAAAUCCAGAACUCCACUGUAAAGUGGACUUUUCUGGUUGUUUUUCCAUGAGAAUACAAAUGAAUCAGAUGAUGGUGUCAGCCUAAGGUGUGGUGAACAUGUUUUUAAUGUGAUGCUGGUCAAUGGUCUCUGUUUCCAGGUACAGAAGCAGUGUUCAACCUCAAAACCGCCAGUGUCAGUGAUAUUUCUUGAAAUGUCAUUUUGAAUGUAUAGAAAAUAUAGCAUGAGUUACUUUUACACCACCUACAAAAUUCCAAUGUGAUCCCUGGCUAUACAUUUCAUUAAAUGUCAUUAAUCUCCAUAGAGAGAGAAGACUAUUAAAACUGUAAAUGUUUGCAGAUUGCUUGUUGUAUUCUUUGCUGCCCUCUAGGGGCCAUUUUACACCACACAUGGUGGCCAACCAGGAUGUUCUUGUUCAUGUAGUACUCUAGUACCAGCACAAUGACUCAUUAAAAUAAUU